Messenger RNA from Juglans regia (Persian walnut), 4114 nucleotides. RefSeq names its product systemin receptor SR160-like. Gene Ontology annotation, biological process: protein phosphorylation. The transcript has a single exon. The coding region runs from base 276 to 3869 and encodes 1197 amino acids. Lineage: Eukaryota; Viridiplantae; Streptophyta; Magnoliopsida; Fagales; Juglandaceae. The record is from RefSeq and is a predicted model, not a curated record. Gene Ontology annotation, molecular function: protein binding; protein kinase activity; ATP binding.
AAACAUGGACGCAGGCACAGAAACCAGAAAGAUUAGCGAGAGAAGAGAGAGAGAGAGAGUCGCAGAGAUGCAUGUGAGAAACAGCUAGCUGUUUUCUUUGAUAAAUACCCUUCUUACCUUCCUCCCUUCGACUUUUUGACUCCUUUGAACACACUCUCUCUCUCUCUCUGUUCCAAAGCAACAAAACCCACUCUCUCAAAAAUCAGAGCUUUCUCUAAGCUCUCUCUAAUGGCAGCUCUGAGACCCUAAAACACCUACUCCUCACAGCCUCCAAAAUGAAACCUUUCUGCCCCUCCAACUCUCACAGGUGUCUUUUCCUCCUCUCCUUCACUUUCCUCUUCUUCCAUGCUUCAUCAGCAUCCUCCUCUUCCUCAUCCGGAAAGUACGCCCAGCAACUCAUCAACUUCAAAGACAGUCUCCAAAACUCAACCCUCCUCUCCGACUGGCUGCCCAGCCGAGACCCAUGUACUUUCUUCGGUAUUUCCUGCAAAGGCUCCCGGGUUUCCUCCAUAAACCUCAGCUCCACCCCUCUAAGUACCAACUUCAGCCUCGUCUCGGCUUUCCUCCUCUCCCUUGACCACCUCGAAACCCUUUCUCUGAAAUCCACCGACCUCUCCGGCACCAUUUAUUUUGCUCCCGGAUCCAAAUGUAACACGUUAUUAACCACCCUGGAUCUCUCUCACAACAGCCUCUCCGGCUCUCUCUCGGACCUCUCCGGCUUGGCUUCUUGCUCGGGCUUGAAAUCGCUCAACCUCUCUAACAAUAUUCUGGACUCUCCUUCCUCCGCGAAAGACGCUCCGAAACUCGGUCUCGAGGUUCUUGAUCUCUCUUACAACAAUCUCUCCGGCUCGACCGUUGUCCCCUGGCUCUUUCCGGGUGGUUGCAACGGUUUACAAAGCUUGACCUUGAAGGGAAACAAGCUCACGGGCGAGAUAGCGGCCGUCUCCACCUGCGACACCCUGCAGUAUCUGGACCUAUCGUCCAACAAUUUUACUGUGGCUAUUCCUUCUUUCGGCGAUUGCUUGGCUCUAGAGCACCUCGACUUAUCUGGCAACAAGUUCUCAGGGGAUAUCGGUCAUGCCCUCUCCUCGUGCCGCAAUCUCGCCUUCUUGAACCUCUCCAGCAACCAGUUCUCGGGUCCCAUUCCGGCGCUCCCGGUGGAGAACCUGCAGCUCCUUUGUCUCUCCGGAAACCAUUUCCUGGGUGAGAUCCCUUUGUGGCUCGCCGGCGCGUGUUCUUACGGUGUCCUUGUGGAGCUCGACCUUUCGGCCAACAACCUCUCCGGUGCGGUCCCGACCGGUAUGAGCGCUUGUUCUUCGUUGGAAUCGUUUGAUAUCAGUGACAACAAGUUCUCUGGUGAGUUACCGAUGGAAAUCUUCGUAAAGAUGAGCAAUUUAAAGAAGCUGGACCUGUCUUUCAACAUUUUUCUCGGUGCUUUGCCGGAUUCUUUGUCGAAGCUUGUGGGGCUGGAGACGUUGGAUCUUAGUUCCAAUAAUCUUUCCGGCACUAUUCCUAGCACUCUCUGCGAAGCUCCCGGUAAUAGCUGGAAAGAGCUCUUCUUACAGAACAAUCUGUUUACGGGUUCGAUUCCCGCGAGUUUGAGCAACUGUUCUCAGUUGGUUUCGCUAGAUUUGAGCUUCAAUUAUCUCACUGGAAAGAUCCCUUCGAGCUUGGGAACGCUGCCGAAGCUCCGGGACCUGAUAAUAUGGUUGAACCGGCUACAUGGGGAAAUCCCACAAGAGCUCAUGUACAUCCAGACGUUGGAGAAUCUGAUCCUGGACUUCAACGAGUUGACGGGGACUAUUCCCUCGGGGCUAAGCAACUGUACCAAUCUGAAUUGGAUCUCCUUGUCGAACAACCGGCUGAGUGGUGAGAUUCCAGGGUGGAUCGGACAGUUGUCGAACCUUGCAAUACUCAAACUGAGUAACAAUUCCUUCUAUGGGAGUAUUCCGCCGGAGCUUGGGGACUGUAAGAGCUUGAUAUGGUUGGAUCUCAAUACCAAUUCCUUGAAUGGAUCUAUUCCGCCCGCUCUUUUCAAGCAAUCUGGGAAUAUUGCGGUGAAUCUCAUAAGCGGGAAGACGUAUGUGUAUAUCAAGAAUGAUGGGAGCAAGGAGUGUCAUGGAGCUGGGAAUUUGCUUGAAUUUGCGGGGAUUAGUCAAGAAGAGCUUAAUAGGAUUUCGACCAGGAACCCCUGCAAUUUUACUAGAGUAUAUGGAGGUAAGAUUCAACCUACAUUCAACCACAAUGGGUCUAUGAUUUUUCUUGAUAUUUCCCAUAACAUGUUGUCGGGUGGUAUUCCAAAGGAGAUUGGGAGAAUGUUUUAUCUCUAUAUAUUGAAUUUGGGCCAUAACGAUUUCUCUGGAACAAUUCCCCAAGAGCUUGGGGACUUGAAGAAUCUCAACAUUCUCGAUCUCUCUAGCAAUAGGCUUGAAGGGUCAAUCCCACAGUCCAUGACUGGCCUUUCUUUGCUGACGGAGAUUGAUCUGUCCAACAACCAUCUCACCGGAGCGAUUCCUGGAAUGGGGCAGCUUGAAACGUUUCCAGCGGUUAGGUUCCAGAAUAAUUCAGGGCUCUGUGGGUAUCCUCUUGCUAAAUGUGGCGAGAAUCCGGACUCGAGUUCGAAUUAUCAACACCAGAAGUCCCAUCGGAGGCAAGCAUCCCUUGCUGGGAGUGUGGCAAUGGGAUUGCUGUUCUCCCUCUUCUGUAUCUUUGGUUUGAUUAUAGUUGCCAUUGAAACCAAGAAGAGGAGGAAAAAGAAGGAGGCAGCAUUGGAGGGUUAUAUUGAGAGUCGUUCCCACUCGGGCACAGCCACUGUCAGCUGGAAGCUAACUGGUACCCGUGAGGCAUUAAGCAUAAACCUUGCCACCUUUGAGAAGCCCCUUCGGAAGCUGACUUUUGCUGAUCUUCUCGAAGCAACAAACGGCUUCCACAACGACAGCCAUAUUGGUAAGGGUGGUUUUGGCGAUGUGUACAAGGCCCAGUUGAAAGAUGGAAGCAUUGUAGCCAUCAAGAAACUCGUACACAUUAGUGGACAGGGUGAUCGGGAAUUCACUGCCGAAAUGGAAACCAUUGGGAAAAUUAAGCACAGGAAUCUUGUUCCACUUCUGGGUUACUGCAAGGUUGGGGAAGAAAGGCUCUUGGUUUAUGAGUACAUGAGGUAUGGAAGCUUGGAAGAUGUUCUGCACGAGCAAAACAAAGUUGGGGUCAAGCUGAACUGGGCUGAUAGGAGAAAGAUUGCAAUUGGGGCUGCGAGGGGAUUGGCUUUUCUGCACCACAAUUGUAUCCCACACAUCAUUCACAGGGACAUGAAAUCGAGCAAUGUCCUGCUUGAUGAAAACUUGGAAGCCAGAGUAUCUGAUUUUGGAAUGGCCAGGCUUAUGAGCGCUAUGGAUACCCAUUUGAGCGUCAGCACUCUGGCUGGAACUCCUGGCUAUGUCCCUCCUGAAUACUUCCAGAGCUUUAGAUGCACCACAAGAGGUGAUGUUUACAGUUAUGGCGUGGUCUUACUUGAGCUGUUAACCGGGAAACGACCAACAAAUUCGGAUGAUUUUGGCGACAACAAUCUUGUGGGGUGGGUUAAACAGCAUGCCAAACUGAAAAUCAUUGAUGUUUUUGAUCCUGAACUCAUGAAAGAGGAUCCCAACCUUGAGAUUGAGCUUUUACAACACUUAAGGGUCGCUUGUGCUUGCUUGGAUGAUCGGCCAUGGCGGCGUCCCACAAUGAUUCAAGUCAUGGCAAUGUUCAAAGAAAUCCAAGCAGGGUCUGGGAUGGACACUCAAUCUACCAUUGCCACCGAAGAUGGAGCUUUCAGUUCAGUAGAAAUGGUAGAGAUGACCAUAAAAGAAGCCCCUGAACUAAUCAAGCAGUAGAACAACAGUCCCGACCAGUUUUCAAGCUCAUUCUUUCGAAUUAAGAAAGAAGAAAGGUGGAGAUGAAUUUUUCAGCUUCCCAAAAUUUUCCCCUCUUCUUUAGAACUUUUAAGUGGCAUAAAAACUGCUUUUGUAUCUCUACCAUUUAAUGUAUGUAAUCUUUUUAUUUAUACAUAGAAUGUUGUUGAACUCUUUAUGAAACGUGUACAUAACAGUUUCAGUCGAUGCUCUGUUUUGGUUCUUAA